AGCACAAGGUGUGGCCAGUCACCCGUGACGGAGCUUGAGCAAGUCUCGGUGCGACAAAACCGCGCGCAGCGCCCUCCCGCGCGACACUCACACACCCGCCAUGCGCCGCGCGCCACCGCUGCUGCUGCUGCUGCUGGCGACAGCCGCCGCCGGCGAGCCCCCGCAAGUCGUCGCCAAUGAAUCCAUCGACGCGCUCAUCAGCAAUGAUACCAUCGUCGUCGACAAUCACAACGGUACGCUGGUGCUGCGUGAUGUGAACGGUACUGAGAUUGAGCUAGACGGUGCCCCCGAUGAAGUAGUGCGAAAGAAACGGACAUUUGGCGAUAUAGUGUUUAGAGGCUUAGCUGACGUGCUCGGCUACAGUGUGCAGCGGAAGCCUCCUCAAGCUGAAUUCCCGCCUCCUCUUGCGCCAGUCCCCGGGAUUGACGCUCCACUGGCUGGGCCGGCACCUGCCCCUGCCCCGGCCCCCGCUCCAGCAGCUCCCCCGUGUGGGCAGCCCCGUGCAGCUGCACCGCCACCCUGCAGAGCCGUAAAGCCGCCCCCGCCACCACCUCCACCACCCCGACCUAAGGCAGUACCUCCGUGCCCAAAACCCCGAGCGGCACCGCGACCCAAACCCAAGCCGACUCCACCACCACCACCGCCACCACCAUGUGCUCAACCGCGCGCCAACCCGACUACACCCGCGCCUUGCGCUCCGCCUCCACCUCCACCGCCACCACCGAAACAAGCCGACAACCUCGAAAGGAUCACCUCGAAUCUUAGAUUAAACUUCAACUUUAAUCGAAGUCCCGUCACUCCAGUUACACCAGCCCCUGCACCGGCCGCCGAAGCAGUUCAAAACGAAGCUGAAGCCCAGGUAGACAGUCAGGAACAGUUCGUGCCAAUACCUAUUGCACCUCGGGCAGCAAAACUACCGCAAACCGAACCGCGACAGCCGCGCGUAUACGUCGAUGCGUUUGUUGUUAGAAACGGAGUGGCGCGCCGAGUUAACACAGUUGACGCUAAACAGUUCGACCCGCAGAGAGCUAACAAUUUCGACGAAGACUACCUCGCUUACGAUGACGACGCCGCUCGACAACAGCUGGACGACGAUGACGACGACUAUGAAGACGUGCAGGAGUCUCGGGACCGCGAAGCAGCUGUGCGACAAUUCGGUAACGCUGUCGACCAAUUUUGGCAAAAUAAAAAGCAGCAGAGAAAGCCAGCUCAGCAGAAGGCUCAGAGACUUCCCGCUAAUCAUUAUCAGAACGUACAUUUCGGAGACAGAGAUCUAGGCGACCAAAUACGCCGCCAUGACCGUGACGAGUCUCAUCAGAGUCUGCAGCGCGAGCGACCUCGUCCCAACAGGAUCCCGCUGCCGUUGCCGGAAGCAGAGGAUGACUCUGAGGUCACAACCACGACAGAAGAUCCCAAAAAACCUCUGAAACCGCGCGUGUUGCCGCCAACCGAGCAUAACCCGAAUCAAAUCGAUACAGUCACGGUACGAGUUCCACCGAUAUACCGUGAGAAACGACCGAGAAAGCUGCAUCGCGAGCGCCCAGAGCAACCAGACAGGGACGAGGAGGAAUACGAGCAACCGAGGUACGACCAGCCCAGGGAAUUCAGCAGCACGGAGCAGCAGGAGUACGAGCAGCACAGCGAGCAGGACACCGACGGGGACGACAGCUCCCUGGCGCCCCGCACCGAGCGACCUGCCAAGCGCAAGCGGCGCCGCAAGCAGAGCCGCAAGACGCGCGCUACCGGCGAGUACUACACCGCCGGAGAUUACGACUACUACGGUAACAAGGUACCCGUCUCGAAAGAAGAGAAGUUUUAUAUGGAUCUAACAGUACCGCCGCCCACUGUCGACUCAGAUGUAGCAAGACACGAGAAGCCUGUCGACAGCGGAUAUUUUCUAGAAGAUCAUGAACGGAUACGAGAAGACCCCAGCCAUAGGAUCCGAGACGACGACAGGAGUAAUGAAUCAGGCGACUCGGAGCGAGCUGACGAUAGGGAGCGAGCUGGCGACGAAGAGCGGAGUGCAGAGGACAAGGAGCGAUCCGUGGAGGACAAGGAGCGCGCUGGCGAGGAGGGCCGCGCGGACGAGCGCGAGCGCACCGACCGGCUGAGUCCCAACGCGCGCGUGCGCGAGACUGGCUACCAGAGCAACUACGUGCGCGCCACCAACGUGCAGGUGGACAACCCGCGGCCCGCCUUCUCCGUCGUCUCCAGCAAACAGAAGCCGACCAACAAGGCGUGA
Molecule: messenger RNA, 2242 nt
Organism: Spodoptera littoralis (African cotton leafworm)
Lineage: Eukaryota; Metazoa; Arthropoda; Insecta; Lepidoptera; Noctuidae
Source: the annotation of a GenBank genome assembly